UGAAUGUGUGUUCAUAGAUACCGAGGCGCGCGCGCGGUAGUAGUAUUAAUAGGCUAUAAAUAAAUUCACAAACUCGUGUUGUUGUUGUUGGUUCGGACGCGUCGGAUCAUGAAGAAUAUGACUUUCCGACGUGUUAAGGACAGCGGGACGGGCAGCGGGGAUAUUUACUUUUCAUCCUCCAAAUCGGAUAGUUGUAGAAGCGUGGAUUUACCCUCGGUCUCCUCGGACGUUUAUAAAGCCCUGGCAUACUCCGGAGGCACGCUGCCGAGAAACUUUAAGAAGAAUGCAGGACUGCAGAAGUGGAAGCCCCUCACGCUACCUCCAGAGCCAGAAAGGAAAACGGUCCUCCUGGAGAAGAAAGAGGAUGAAUCGUUCGGCUUUGAGCUUCAGACGUACGGGCUGCAUCACCAGGACGAGAACUCCGUGGAGAUGUGCACGUUUGUUUGCAAAGUCCAAGAGGACAGUCCAGCUAAGCUCGCCGGUCUUAAAGUGGGCGACACCAUCGCCAGCGUCAACGAAACCUCCGUGGAAGGACACCGCCACAAAGACAUCGUCCACCUCAUCAGAGCAUCCGGCAACAGCGUGCGGUUGGAGACGGUGUACAGCGACUCUAUAAGGAAAGCAGAACUCGAAGCCCGUCUGCAGUAUUUGAAGCAAACCCUGCAUGAGAAGUGGGAUGAGUACAGAUCUCUAAUGGUGCAGGAGCAGAGACUCGUACAUGGUAUCGUGAUGAGCGACGUGGCCGUGUACGAGUCUCUAGAGUCGGCCGGUUUGUACGGCAGCCUGGGCGCUCCGAGCCCCCUGACCACCCGCUCCCUCCACUGCACAGGCAGCACCAACAGCAGCGCGAGCCACCUGAGCGAGGACGACCCGCUCUACCAGACCUGCAUCUACCAGCCCGGCAACAGCAAAGCAGACGGCGAGGACGCCAGCGACGGCUCCGUCAGCCUGGACGACAAACCUCAGCGGACACGUAACCGGCUUCUCCGACCCACCAGCGAGUUCUUCGCCUCGGCCAAGACGUCGCUGACCCGCAGCGCCAGCACACGCAGCUACCUGAAAGGCCCUUCGUCAUCGGAAUCGUCCUCCUCCUCGGCGCCCGCCGGAGAAAAGCAACAGUGUGGUGCGUUCAGCUCGCUGCAGAGGAAACCUAAACGCACAAGCAUCAGACGCAGGCUGCUCAAAUAUAUCCCGGGUCUGAACCGAGCUCUGGAGGAGGAGGAGAGCAAACUGUGAUCCACUCAGGAGGAAAAAAAAGACACACAGCCAAAGACUGCAAUCCAGACACCAGGAACGUGCCUUUGAUUAAAACCCGACACCGACUCAUUAGAAAUCGAGUCACUGCUUAACGAAUAGCCAUAACUUUACUGAGACUCCGCCCCCAAACCCCACCCCAUUGUAAA
Molecule: messenger RNA, 1403 nt
Organism: Hemibagrus wyckioides
Lineage: Eukaryota; Metazoa; Chordata; Actinopteri; Siluriformes; Bagridae
Gene: tamalin
Product: trafficking regulator and scaffold protein tamalin
Exons: 8
Coding region: 109-1236 (375 amino acids)
Molecular function (GO): protein binding
Source: RefSeq, a predicted model, not a curated record